AUGGCCCCCUCUACCUUUGCUUCAGCUGCAGCCGCCAGUAACCCGAACCCUUCGCGCACAGAAUCGGGCGGAGAGUGGUCCCGACGCGCAAACGGUAAUACGCAAACAUUUCGUCGCUCAUCUCAUGCUACCACACUCUCUGGCUCUACACCUGCCCCACCUUCACGGGACGGCAACGGACUGCCGCUGUCGUCAAACUCAGGGGUCUAUGUGCCUCCCCACCUGAACUCUAGUCGUAAUGGGAGCUCUACAAACAGCCAUUUUUCGAAGGAUCAAUUGAUCGACCUUUUCAAACACCAGAAGGACUCCGGAGACCUCAACGAUGGCGUGUCGAAUUUAUACGUGAACAAUUGGGCGCCAAAUAUCUCGAAUGGAACAUCUAGCGCCACUUGGGGCCGCAGGGACGAACAUAAUAAAGAUGGUCAAGUUGGCGUGGAUAUUUGUUGGGAUCGUGAUGGCAGUGUCGUUCCACUGAAUUUGAGGGACCUGACUGAAGAAGAGAAGGAGCUCUUUUUGGGUUCCGUCAACUCACCCCUCAAGCCGCCUAUCCCGGCUACGAAUAAGGAUGGUACGCCCAAAGAAGCACUGUCGCUGCGAAAAACUUCAAUUUCCCAGUCGCAGAAUCCGUCAGGACCUUAUGGUUUGGCCUCCCCUACGAGUAUCCGACCAACCGGUCGCCGUCGCGAUACCGGCGACGCGUAUCCUUUCCCUUCCAAUGCGAUGGCUUCUCCCGCCGGGACCUCUCGAUACUCUCGCGAAGAGUCCAACGCUGUGACGCCUCCCCCAGCACUGGCCAGGCGGAGGACUGAUUUCAAAGAAUCGAACGUGGGAUCUGGAACUGACGAACGUGAUAAAGACAGGACGCGUGAGGCGAUGGCCGAGAAUCCAAAUCCCUUCGGUAGUCUUCGGCGCACAACCACGGCCCCUUUCAGCAGUGCAGGAUUCUCCCCAAUGGGUGCAUUUGGAAGUUUUGCAAUUGGUGCAAAUUCCACGCAGCCUGCAACGACUGAGAAGAAGCCUGGCUAUGGCAGCAUGCGAGGAGAGAGCAGAUUCAGAGGACUGAUGGCAAAAGAUAGCUCAGAGGAUAUCGGAAAAGCAGCAAAAGAAAAGCCGUCCCUCGGCAACCUGGGAAAGCUCAGUGAAGCUGAUCCUGCAAGACCAACACCUUCAUGGAUGGAAACACGCUCCAAUCGGCCCACUAGUAACGAUACUGAUCCCUUUCCCGAUGACGAUCUGCGCUCUGGUAGCGCUGCUCUAGGCGGAGGCCAGGAUUCCAGUCCACCGCGUCAAUCAGGUAUUCCUGCCUAUGGAACUCCUAAUCGACGCGACCCGCGCGACGAUCCUGGCUUCUCUGCGUUUGGAAUGACAUCGGAUACUACUGGCAUUCGCGACAUCUUUCAUGGCCGAGAUAAUUAUUCGCACCAAACCCCACAGCAUCGUGGUCUGGACCAGAGUCAUGAGCCGAUGAGCCCAACCAAUACCAAUCCAUACCAAAGCCCCGAGCAUGAGCGUACCGAUACGGAAGACGACACCGAUGAAUCAGACAUCCAUAACCCCCAGUUCCCCGGCCUCGGAAGCUUCCAGGUUGAUCCAUCUGUUGGACCUGGGAUGGCCCCGUUCGGUGGUCUCGGAAAUCCAGGUCGUGUUCCAGGGGCUUUCGAAGCUGCUGCGAGUGACAGAAGCCAGACCUCAAGUACAGGACCCACGAGGGGUUUCCCGAGCUUAGGUGGUCUUCCUGGUCUUGGUGGCGCAGCCGCGUGGCCUACUGGGCAGCCCUCUAUAGGAACGCCAAUCAGAGAGCGCGGUGGUUUUGGUGCAGGGUUUGACAGUAUGUUUGGAUCUGUUGGAGAACUCCAAUCUCCCAGUCUCGCUGGUCUCGGAAGCAGUUCGUUGUUUGGCCAAGGCUCUGUGUCCGGAUUAGGCGGCUCUGGGACUAUCGGACGAGGCAGUAAGCUUGGAGCACUCUUCCCACCCGCUGCUAUGCAAGACCAAAUGCGCUCUGUAGAGCAGAAUCGGUCUUCGAACGACGACGGUUCUUCUGAAGGCCGCUCACUCAAUCAACCCUCUACUUACGCCAGGAAUGCUUUUAGCGUGCAAGCUCAAGGUAGUGGUAUACCAACGAGAGAUUCAGAAAGUCCAUUCCGAGCCAAUCGUAUGUUCGACGAUUAUCCCGGAGCUCGUAAUCCGAGUAUUGGUUUCUCUGAACCUGUUGGUACACCAUUCGGUCAGAUGCAGUCCUCGGCGUCUGCGCAACCCUCCAUAUUGUCAACUAUUGGCGGACGGUCGCAGCCACCGACUUCUUCUGCACAGUCUCAGAGUGUAACAAGUCCUGCAUCCAAUCAGCCUCCUGCAGCGCAGCAGCGGACCAUGGUCAUGCCCGACAGGAUGCGAUGGAUCUAUCAAGAUCCCCAAGGCACCACCCAAGGCCCUUGGUCGGGACUUGAGAUGCACGAUUGGUAUAAAGCUGGGUUCUUCUCUCCCGAGCUGUUGGUCAAGAAGUAUGAAGACCCCGAGUACGAACCCCUGGCCCAACUCAUUCGCCGCAUUGGCAAUUCCCGAGAGCCUUUCCUCGUGCCGCAAAUUGGUAUACCCCACGGCCCACCUUCAACUCAAGCCGGUAAUGCUUGGGCAGGUCAAGGCAUAUCUGCGGCCCCAACCGUCGGAUCUGGGGCUCAGCCGCCAUUUGCUAGCAGCUUCCCAAGCUUCGGUACCACUCUCACGGCAGAGCAACAGAACGCGCUAGAGAGGCGCAAGCAAGAAGAACAAUAUCUCAUGGCUCGGCAGAAAGAGCACUUAGCCGUACAGCAACAAGCAUUAGCCAAGCAGGCGCAAAUGGGAAUCGGUGCCCACGGCAUUCUUCCUCAACAGCUUCAUCAUCAUUCCAGUGCUCACAGUCUCCACAGCCAACCCAGCUUUGGGAGUAUUACAUCUCCUGGUGUGUAUCAACCAUCACCCACGCAAGGCCCGAUCCCUGGACCUACCGUACCCGGACUUUUUGACAAUUCCUUCCGCCCUGCGCCUUCAUCAGGACUCGGGCCUAUUGGGAUGGACGUGCUAGGAAAUAUUAGGGAGGAAGAUGUUCCUGGUAUGAUGGAACGUCUCAAUAUCGGCCGCAGCGGUCAACUCUCCUAUGGUGGUGCGCCAGUGCCUUUCGGGCAGCAGCAGCCGGAUUCUAACGCUCAUGCGCAGCAGGUCGCAGCUAUGCUCAAUGAUCGCGCUCGACUACAACGUGAGCAAGCUGAGCACGACGCCAUCCAGAGGAUCAGCCAAACCGAGCAGCAGGCAGCCCAGAACUCUGCAGAUCGUUUACAGCAGUUUCACGAUCUGAGACUGCAGACGGAUGUAGACCAGCCCUCUAAAGCGCCAACCGAAGGUAUCAUUGGUAAGCCAUCGAGCUCGUUUGCCGAGCAAGUGCAGCAUCAGCAACGGACCGAAGCCCUUCGCUCUGAAGCAGCGAACGCUCAAAUGAAUGCACCGACCACUGAACCUGCUCCUCUCGCUAAGACCACAGAGGCCCUCUCACUUACGGAACAGGUCCAGAAAGCUGCUUCUUCUAAACAAUCUCCUGCUCCUCCACAGUCACCCUGGGCUAAAGUAGAAACCAGCGGCCUUCCACAGCCAUUCCCUCCGCCACAAUCAAGCUCGCCACUCCCAGCUCCUGCUGCUCAGAGGAAGCACAACGUGGCUGAUACCCUUCACGCGGAAUCUCGAUCUCGCUCUGAAACUCCGUCUGCAGAUACGCCUAGUGCCUCAAUCGCCCCUUGGGCUAAAGAACCUGCGGAGGCGCCGAGAGGUCCGUCUUUGAAGGAGAUUCAAGAGGCAGAAGCCCGAAAAGCCGCUCAGCAAGAGGAAAUCGCGGCUGCUGCCCGUCGCGCAGCGCUUGAGAGAGAAAUGCAUGCGCAAGCUCAGGCGGCUCCUCCUGCACCUGGUCUUCCGUCCAGCUCGACCUGGGCUAGUGGCGCAUCGCCUAUUACACCCAACGCUUCUACCCCAUCGGCAUGGGUCAAACCCCUAGCAGGCAAAACUCCUGGACAGCCAAGCACUAGUAAGAAGACCCUUCAGCAGAUCCAGAAAGAGGAAGAGGCACGCAAACAGCGUACCGCUGCCACAGUUGCGGCUGCGGUAAACGCGACGGGUUCCCUUGCAGCGAGUGUGCCUCCCCUUUCCUCGGGGAAGCGAUACGCCGAUCUCGCAAGCAAGCACACGCCUACUCCUCCUCCGGGCAGUGGCGCCUGGACAACUGUCGGAGCGAGUGGAAAGGCCAAAGCACCGCUGGUUGCUAUUCCAACCGGACCAGCUGUCAUACGCUCGACCAGCAGUGGGGUGAUGUCGAGCCCUGUGACAAAGCCCAAGCUCGCAGGCACCAGGAACGCUACGCUGGGCGGCCAACUAGCUGGCCAAGUCAACGCACAGGAGGAGUUCAGGAAAUGGGCCGUCGGCGAGCUCAAGGGGGACUUGGAGAAGGGCAUCAAUGGCAGGUCUCCGCUAUCUCUUUAUCUUCAUCCCGACGACUUUGUUGCUCAGCUUGUCUCGUUCCCGCUCGAGCUUGAAAUCCUCACCGAAGCCGUCCACUCUGCGUCCAACACCAUCGACUCUCGCCACUUCGCCGAAGAGUUCCUGCGCCGACGGAAGCUGGCUGACAAGGGCAUUGUCGAUACUAGCGCGCAGUCUGCCGCUGCAGAGGCCAAGUCCGCCGCCGGAGGCUGGAGUGAGGUCGCCAAGAAGGGAGGCCAGGCGCAGCAAGUGCAGCAGCAGGGUGUCGAUAGUGCGCCCUUCAAGGUUGUGGCCGCGAAGAAGAAGGGCGGGAAGAGAUAGGCGACGCCAGUGCUUGAUCUGGGCCGAAAAGGGGAGACGAGGAGAGUAUUCGUUACGGGGUGUGGUAGAUUGAUGCUUUUGGCUUGGCUUGGUUCUGUUGUUGGCGACAGGAUGUAGUUGGCAAUCGCGGGACGAGGUCUGACGAAAGUAUGACGGGAUGGGUUCGGCGGGGUCUAGGGGGUUGGUUGAAUCGAGUGAAGAGAGGAGGGUUUUGUAUGCAUAGUAUACGGUAGCCAGAGCUCUUCAAUGGCAGUGCAUAAUCCUCACUCUUUAUUUGCGUUCCCGCUGAGAGUGACUAGGGUGGCCUGUAUACGUGUCGCAGCUCAGUAAAUGAUGGAAAUUACUCAAUCGCCCACCCCGGAAGAAACUGCAUGGGGCUGUCGAGCGAGAGGCUUCAAUGAAACAGUCCGCU
This is a messenger RNA of Mytilinidion resinicola, 5227 nucleotides long. RefSeq lists its product as uncharacterized. The record is from RefSeq and is a predicted model, not a curated record. Gene Ontology annotation, molecular function: protein binding. The transcript has 5 exons. Bases 1 to 4815 code for a protein of 1604 amino acids. NCBI's taxonomy places the organism in Eukaryota, Fungi, Ascomycota, Dothideomycetes, Mytilinidiales, Mytilinidiaceae.